CCAAUUGACAAGAGAUAGAAUAGGAUGAUACCAGAGUUCAAAAUUUACUUAUAUUGCAUGCUAGUUGUUGUUGAUGAACAAAGCACUCUCGAAAACAAAUCAAUCUCAUCUCAGGGCGAUGGGGAUAUCAAAAAAGCAUUUAGAAGUUGUUAUUAUUCUCUCAUGCUUCAACUUGCGGGGUCCUAACUUGCUUGGUUUAGCAACAGCAACCACUGUAAUUAGGGGAAAUGACACUGAUCAACAAGCUUUACUCCAUUUAAAAGCCAAGAUAAUUGGUGAUCAACUUAAGGUUAUGGAGUCUUGGAAUAGUUCCAUUCACUUCUGUCAAUGGCAUGGUAUUACAUGCGGCUGCAAGCAUCAGAGAGUCACCAAGUUGGAACUACAAUUCCUCGAACUCUCAGGAUCUUUAUCACCAUAUAUUGGAAAUUUGAGCUUUCUCAAGGAGUUGAAUCUUGCAAGCAACAACUUCUACGAUCAUAUUCCUCAAGAAGUUGGACAUCUAAGAAGACUGGAAAGGUUAGAACUGAUCAAUAAUUCUUUUAGUGGUGAAAUUCCUUCCAAUUUAUCAGCUUGCUCUAAGCUUACAUAUAUCCGCAUGAGAGGCAAUCAACUAAGAGGAGAAAUACCUGGUUCGUUCGGUCUCUUGUCAAAGCUGAAAUUCUUGAGUUUUGUCAACAACAGUUUAAGAGGGAGCAUCCCGCCUGCGUUGGGGAACUUGUCAUCCCUGGAGGAACUUUAUUUGACAUAUAAUACAUUAAGUGGGGUUCUACCUGAAGCUCUUGGACGACUGACAAAUCUGACACAUUUCUCGGCAGAUGAAAAUUCAAUAUCUGGUAUUAUUCCGACCGCAAUGUUCAAUCUAUCCAAUAUUAUAGUCUUCUCCAUAGGGGGGAACAAGAUUCAAGGUACUCUUCAUUCUGACUUAGCAAUCACUAUGCCACAUGUUGGGGCCUUCUCCGUAUGGGGAAACCAAAUCUAUGGAAAGAUUCCUAUUUCAAUAUCCAAUGCCUCAAAUCUAUAUCAACUUCAACUUGAUGAGAACAGACUUAGUGGGAACGUGCCUUCCUUAGAAAAGCUAGAAAACCUGUUUGUACUUAACCUAUACACCAACCACUUGGGACAUGGGAUAGAAGGUGACUUGAACUUCGUUUGCACUUUAGUCAAUAAUACCAAAUUAGGAAUUCUAUCUAUACACAAUAAUAAUUUUGGAGGGGUAUUUCCCAAAUGCAUUAGGAAUUUUUCUAGAACCUUUUCAGUAUUAGGAAUAGAACAUAACAACAUAUUGGGAAGAAUACCGGAUGGGAUUGGAAAUCUCAACUCUUUGGAGGUGCUACGGGCAUCACAAAAUCAAUUAUCAGGCCCCAUUCCCUCUGAUAUUGGGAGGCUUCAGAAGCUAAAGAAAUUUUACGUUGAUAGUAAUUUUCUCUCUGGGAUUAUUCCCCAUUCUAUUGGAAAUUUAACAAUGUUAAUCGAACUAGCUUUAGAUGUUAACAAACUUAAGGGAAGCAUUCCAUCUAGUCUAGGUAAUUGCCAAAAUUUGCUUAGGAUGACUCUUUCUCAUAACAAUCUUAGUGGAUCAAUACCCCCUCAAGUACUUGCACUUUCAUCCUUGUCCAUUUUACUAAACUUAUCAUCAAACUAUUUGACUGGUGAACUUCCCUUUGAAGUAGAGAAAUUGAAAAAUCUGGGUGAAUUGGAUGUUUCAAAAAAUAGAUUAUCUGGUUUGCUUCCAAACAACCUUGGUAGCUGUGUAAGCCUAGAGAAGUUGUUUUUGGAUGGCAAUUUGUUUGAAGGGCCCAUUCCUUCAUCUUUGAGUUCAUUGAGAGGUCUUGCAGCAUUGGAUGUAUCCGAUAAUAAUCUUUCAGGUAAGGUUCCUGAAUUUCUUGCAAGCUUUGGGGCAUUAAAGUAUUUAAAUCUCUCAUUCAAUGAUUUUGAAGGAGUGAUACCAAGUGAAGGAGUCUUCAAGAAUUCAAGUGCUACAUUUGUUGAAGGGAACAAUAAGCUUUGUGGAGGCAUCACUGAGUUACACUUGUCAAGAUGUAACUCGGCAAAAUCAUCAAACACUUCUCUUCGUUUAAAAAUUGUUAUUGUUGCUGUAAUUUUAGGAGUGACUUUGAUAUUCCUUUUUCUCCUUAUCCUGUUGCUUCGAAAGAAGAAAGAGCAGCAGCCAACAACAACUUGUGCAGAAAAUUCACUUUUAAGGUUAUCGUACCAAAGCAUCCUAAGGGCUACUAACGGAUUUUCUACGCAGAAUUUGGUUGGUUUGGGAAGUUUUGGUUCCGUGUACAGAGGAAUUCUUGAAGAGACUGGAGAAGUUAUUGCAGUGAAGGUGCUUAAUCUUCUAAAUCAUGGAGCUUCGAGGAGUUUCUUAGCUGAAUGUGAGGUCUUGAAGAACAUUCGACAUCGGAAUCUUGUCAAGGUUUUAACAGCCAUUUCAGGUGUCGAUUAUCAAGGCAAUGAUUUUAAAGCCUUGGUUUAUGAGUUCAUGGUAAAUGGAAGUUUGGAGGACUGGCUGCAUCCACCUGCUGGAACCAAUGAACCAGAGACAAUAAGAAACCUGAACCUCUUCCAAAGACUUAAUAUGGCCAUAGAUGUUGCUCAUGCACUAGAGUAUCUGCACCAUCAUUGCGAAAUAUUGAUCAUUCAUUGUGACCUCAAGCCAAGCAAUAUUCUACUUGAUGAGGAAAUGGUUGCCCAUAUAAGUGACUUCGGCUUAGCAAAAAUCCUUUCUACAGACAAGCUUAACUAUUCUGCUAGUCAAUCAAGCUCCCUUGGAUUAAGAGGAACUAUUGGUUAUGCUCCACCUGAAUAUGGCAUGGGAAGCGAGUUGUCAACAAAAGGUGAUGUGUAUAGCUAUGGCGUCCUCUUGCUUGAAAUGUUUACAGGGAAAAGGCCGACUGAUGAAAGAUUCAAAGAGGGUUUAAGUCUUCACAACUUUGUUAAGACAGCUUUGCCCGAACGAAUGAUUGAGAUUAUAGAUCCCAUUCUUCUUCAAGAGAGAGUCAAACAAGGAACAAUCACAGACAUUACUCUUGGUGGAAACAUCAUAGAAAAUGACAGGUGUCUUCAAUGUAUGAAUUCGAUUCUUGAAAUAGGACUCACUUGUUCUACUGAAUCACCAAGUGAGCGGGUUGACAUGUGUGAUGUUGUUACCGAGCUUUGUUCCAUUAGAGAUCAGAUUUAUCUGACUCGAUUAGGAGGUCUUAGUUAACAGAUUACUUUAUCAGUUCAUCACAUAAGCCGCAUUCCACUAGUUUUGAUAUAAUUGCUGUGCUUAGAUUUAUCAUUUCAUUGAGCCAUACACAUCAAUGUGCAUGAGUUCUAAUCCAAAGGGAGAAAAGGGCAGAAAAAGAAUAUAUAUUGAAUCCAAACUCUUUACCGAAUGAUA
This is a messenger RNA of Gossypium raimondii (Peruvian cotton), 3388 nucleotides long. RefSeq names its product probable LRR receptor-like serine/threonine-protein kinase At3g47570. The coding region runs from base 74 to 3211 and encodes 1045 amino acids. The transcript has 2 exons. The record is from RefSeq and is a predicted model, not a curated record. NCBI's taxonomy places the organism in Eukaryota, Viridiplantae, Streptophyta, Magnoliopsida, Malvales, Malvaceae. Gene Ontology annotation, molecular function: protein binding; protein kinase activity; ATP binding. Gene Ontology annotation, biological process: protein phosphorylation.